AAGAGGAGUCGCUCAGGACCACAGCAAGUCAGGCUUAUGAUGAAUGGGUGACCAUGCUCUCUGCUUUGCCCCUGCUCAGCACAUCGACACUGAGGCUACCGUACUGAGCAAGUUGAUUUAUUUCAGUAUAACCAGAAAAUAGGGAAAAGGCAGACAAGAUUCCAAGCGGACAAGAUUCUUGGCGGAUUAGGGCGCUAUGGCGGACGAAAGCACUGGACUGGAUCGCUCGGACCUGAUUCUCCCCAUUGGUUAUGUAUGGACGCGUUCUUGGGACGAUGAUGAGGACGAGACUGCCGUUGUGCACCCGGAAACUGUGCGAUGGGUACGAGGGACGUUCUUCUUGUGUGACUCUUAAUCGUGCCUCUAUCGUCGUUCCCCUCCUCUCAGAUUGUUAAUACUGUAGGCUUCCGAAGGACAGCGUUUCGCGGUAUGAAGUUGUUAAGAGGUUCUUCGGUCCAUGUCGUACCAUAGCGAAUAAUGUGAAUACCGU
Messenger RNA from Dacryopinax primogenitus, 490 nucleotides. RefSeq lists its product as uncharacterized. The record is from RefSeq and is a predicted model, not a curated record. The transcript has a single exon. The coding region runs from base 197 to 355 and encodes 52 amino acids. NCBI's taxonomy places the organism in Eukaryota, Fungi, Basidiomycota, Dacrymycetes, Dacrymycetales, Dacrymycetaceae.